Leptonychotes weddellii (Weddell seal) is the source of this 2573-nucleotide messenger RNA. The record is from RefSeq and is a predicted model, not a curated record. NCBI's taxonomy places the organism in Eukaryota, Metazoa, Chordata, Mammalia, Carnivora, Phocidae.
UCUCGCCGCGCGUCUGCCCGCGUGAGGGGAGCUACGGCCACGGCCGCUACCGCCUCGGUCUCCGUCUCCGCUGUUUCCUCGGCCCUGCGCCCGCUAUGGCGCAGAUCCUCCCCAUCCGUUUCCAGGAGCACUUCCAGCUCCAAAACUUGGGAAUCAAUCCAGCCAACAUUGGAUUCAGCACACUGACCAUGGAAUCUGAUAAGUUUAUAUGUGUCCGAGAGAAGGUUGGCGAACAGGCGCAGGUAGUGAUUAUUGACAUGAGUGAUCCAAUGGCGCCAAUCAGGCGGCCCAUCUCUGCUGAAAGUGCCAUCAUGAAUCCAGCAUCUAAGGUGAUAGCUCUGAAAGCUGGGAAGACACUUCAAAUCUUUAAUAUUGAAAUGAAGAGUAAAAUGAAGUCUCAUACAAUGGCAGAAGAGGUGGUUUUCUGGAAAUGGGUCUCUGUGAACACUGUUGCCCUGGUGACUGAGACCACAGUCUACCACUGGAGCAUGGAAGGUGACUCUCAACCCGUGAAGAUGUUUGAUAGACAUGCCAGUUUGGCAGGGUGCCAGAUGAUCCACUACCGGACUGACGAGUACCAGAAGUGGCUGCUCCUCAUUGGCAUCUCGGCUCAGCAAAACCGUGUAGUUGGGGCAAUGCAGCUCUACUCUGUGGACAGGAAGGUUUCACAACCCAUAGAAGGCCAUGCUGCUGCUUUUGCAGAGUUCAAGAGUGAGGGGAAUGCCAAGCCUGCCACUCUUUUCUGCUUUGCUGUACGUAGUCCCGCAGGGGGCAAGGUUGGCUAUGUCCCAGACUGGAUCUUUUUGCUGAGGAGUGUGAUGAGGAUCAGUCCAGACCAGGGCCUGCAGUUUUCUCAAAUGCUAGUGCGAGAGGAAGAGCCAUUGGCCAACAUUGACCAGAUUGGAGCUAAACAUGGUGUUAUUUACUUGAUAACAAAGUAUGGCUAUCUUCAUCUGUAUGACCUAGAGUCUGGCGUGUGCAUCUACAUGAACCGUAUUAGUGCUGACACGAUCUUUGUCACUGCUCCACAGGAACCUACUUCUGGAAUUAUCGGUGUCAACAAAAAGGGACAGGUGCUGUCCAUUUGUGUCGAGGAAGAUAACAUUGUGAAUUAUGCAACCAAUGUGCUUCAGAAUCCAGACCUUGGUCUGCGUUUGGCCAUUCGUAGCAACCUGGCUGGGGCGGAGGAGUUAUUUGUGAGAAAAUUCAGUACCCUCUUUGCACAGGGGAGCUAUGCUGAAGCCGCCAAAGUAGCAGCAUCUGCACCAAAGGUUGCAGAUGCCAUUCUUGGAAAUCAGAUGUUUACUCAUUAUGAUCGGGCCCACAUUGCCCAGCUCUGUGAAAAGGCGGGCCUCCUGCAGCGUGCACUGGAGCACUACACUGACCUCUACGACAUCAAGAGGGCUGUGGUCCACACUCACCUCCUCAAUCCCGAGUGGCUCGUCAGCUUCUUUGGCUCCUUGUCAGUGGAGGAUUCUUUGGCGUGUCUUCAUGCUCUGCUGUCUGCCAGCAUCAGACAGAACCUUCAGCUGUGUGUGCAGGUGGCCUCCAAGUACCACGAGCAGCUGGGCACACAGUCCCUGGUGGAGCUCUUUGAAUCCUUCAAGAGUUACGAAGGCCUCUUCUACUUCUUGGGCUCAAUUGUAAACUUCAGCCAAGAUCCAGACGUGCACUUGAAAUACAUUCAGGCUGCCUGUAAGACGGGGCAGAUCAAGGAGGUGGAGAGGAUAUGCCGGGAGAGUAAUUGCUACAACCCAGAGCGGGUGAAGAACUUCCUGAAGGAGGCCAAGCUCACAGACCAGCUUCCCCUCAUCAUUGUGUGUGAUCGGUUUGACUUUGUCCAUGACCUCGUCCUGUACUUGUACCGCAACAACCUGCAGAAGUACAUCGAGAUCUACGUUCAGAAGGUCAACCCUAGCCGGAUCCCUGCUGUGGUUGGAGGGCUGCUUGAUGUGGAUUGUUCUGAGGAAGUAAUUAAAAACUUAAUCAUGGUGGUGAGAGGACAGUUCUCUACUGAUGAGCUGGUGGCUGAAGUAGAAAAAAGAAACAGGCUAAAGCUGCUGCUUCCCUGGCUGGAGUCCCGGAGUCACGAAGGCUGUGAAGAGCCUGCCACUCACAAUGCACUUGCCAAGAUCUACAUCGACAGCAACAAUAGCCCCGAGCGCUUCCUGAGAGAGAACGCUUACUAUGACAGCCGUGUGGUGGGCCGCUACUGUGAGAAGCGGGACCCGCAUCUGGCCUGUGUUGCCUACGAGCGGGGGCAGUGUGACCUUGAGCUCAUCAAGGUUUGCAACGAGAAUUCUCUGUUUAAAAGUAAGGCCCGCUACCUGGUGCACAGAAAAGAUCCAGAGCUCUGGGCUCACGUCCUUGAGGAGACCAACCCAUCCAGGAGACAGUUGAUCGACCAGGUGGUACAGAUGGCAUUGUCAGAAACACAGGAUCCUGAAGAGGUCUCGGUCACUGUCAAGGCCUUCAUGACAGCUGAUCUGCCUAAUGAACUGAUUGAGCUGCUGGAGAAGAUAGUUCUGGAUAACUCGGUCUUCAGUGAGCACAGUCCUACCUAUCUCUUCUAG